AUGGCCAUGAACAUGCGUGCGUCUUCGCGCGCCUUCAACGCCCUCAAGGGCGUCCGCUGCUACUCCACGGCUGAGCCUGAUCUCAAGACCGUCCUCAAGGCGGCCAUCCCCGCCAAGCGCGAGCUCUUGAAAAAGGUCAAGGCCCACGGUGAUAAGAAGAUUGGCGACGUCAAGGUUGAGAACACCCUCGGCGGUAUGCGCGGUCUCAAGGCCAUGGUCUGGGAGGGCUCUGUCCUCGACGCCAACGAGGGCAUCCGCUUCCACGGACGUACCAUCAAGGACUGCCAGCGAGAGCUGCCCAAGGGCAAGACGGGCACCGAGAUGCUCCCCGAGGCCAUGUUCUGGCUGCUCCUCACCGGCCAGGUGCCCAGCACCAACCAGGUCCGCGCCUUCAGCCGCGAGUUGGCCGAGAAGGCCAAGAUCCCUGCCUUUGUCUCCAAGAUGCUCGACGACUUUCCCGUCGACCUCCACCCCAUGACCCAGUUCGCCAUGGCCGUCUCGGCCCUCAACUACAACUCAAAGUUCGCAAAGGCCUACGAGGCCGGCCUCAACAAGGCCGACUACUGGGAGCCCACCUUUGACGACUGCAUCGAGCUGCUCGCCAAGCUGCCCACCAUCGCCGCCAAGAUCUACCAGAACUCCUACCGUGGCGGAGGCGCCCUCCCCGCCGAGGUCGACCUCGAGCAGGACUGGUCCUACAACUUCGCCGCCAUGCUCGGCAAGGCCGGUAAGGAGAAUGAGAACUUCCAGGACCUGCUCCGCCUCUACCUCGCCCUGCACGGCGACCACGAGGGCGGCAACGUCUCCGCCCACGCCACCCACCUCGUCGGCAGCGCCCUCUCCGAUCCCUUCCUCUCCUACUCGGCCGGCCUCCAGGGACUCGCCGGGCCUCUCCACGGCCUCGCCGCCCAGGAGGUCCUCCGCUGGAUCCUCCAGAUGAAGGACGCCAUCCCCGCCUCCUACACCGAGGACGACGUCCACAACUACCUCUGGUCCACCCUCAACUCCGGCCGCGUCGUCCCUGGCUACGGCCACGCCGUCCUCCGCAAGCCUGAUCCUCGCUUCGAGGCCCUCAUGGACUACGCCGCCGCCCGCCCCGAGAUCGCCAACGACCCCGUCUUCCAGCUCGUCGAGAAGAACGCCCGCAUCGCCCCCGAGGUCCUCAAGAAGCACGGCAAGACAAAGAACCCUUACCCCAACGUCGACUCCUCCUCCGGCGUCCUCUUCCACCACUACGGCUUCCACGAGACCCUCUACUACACCGCCACCUUUGGUGUCUCGCGCGGCCUGGGGCCCCUGGCCCAGCUCAUCUGGGACCGCGCCCUGGGCUUGCCCAUUGAGAGGCCCAAGAGCAUCAACCUCGAGGGUCUCCUGAAGCAAGUCGAGGGGCAGUAA
This is a messenger RNA of Emericellopsis cladophorae, 1395 nucleotides long. Its product is annotated as 2-methylcitrate synthase-like protein. NCBI's taxonomy places the organism in Eukaryota, Fungi, Ascomycota, Sordariomycetes, Hypocreales, Bionectriaceae. Gene Ontology annotation, biological process: tricarboxylic acid cycle; carbohydrate metabolic process. Gene Ontology annotation, molecular function: 2-methylcitrate synthase activity. The transcript is spliced from 2 exons. Gene Ontology annotation, cellular component: mitochondrial matrix. The record is from RefSeq and is a predicted model, not a curated record. Bases 1 to 1395 code for a protein of 464 amino acids.